Cuscuta campestris is the source of this 1181-nucleotide messenger RNA. The record is from the annotation of a GenBank genome assembly. NCBI's taxonomy places the organism in Eukaryota, Viridiplantae, Streptophyta, Magnoliopsida, Solanales, Convolvulaceae.
CAGGUCGGUUAAGAUCGGGUUCGGGUUGAAUUGCCAUCCCUAAUAAAGUUUCAUUUAAGCCCAUAAAAAUGGUUUUAAUGUCAAGGCUACUUGAACUAUUACAUAUGGAUUUAUUUGGGCCGUAAACGUUCAAAGCCUAGGUGGAGCCAGUUUUACUUUUGUAAUUGUAGAUGAUUUUUCUCGUUACACUUGGACUAUAUUACUUGCCAAUAAAGAUGAUGCGUUUAAUGCGUUUGUUAAGUUGUGCAAGAGAAUCCAAAAUGACAAAGGUAAUUGCAGGAUCAAAUGAAGAAGAAGAGGAAGAAGAAAUCCUGGAAAUUCCUGCACAAGAAGAAGAAAGUGCAAAGAAGGAACUACCGAAGGCAUACAAACACUUGAAGAAUCAUCCAAGAGACAAUAUCAUUGGAGAUAUUGAAAAGGGAGUUAGAACUAGGAACAAUUACAAUCUUUGUGCACACUAUGCGUUCGUUAGUCAAUUUGAACCUAAGAACGUAGAAGAUGCACUAAAAGAUAGUGAUUGGAUUAUAUCCAUGCAACUAGAGCUUGAGCAAUUUGAACGCAACAAGGAGAGUGCAUUCAUAAACCCCAAUCACCUAAACAAACCCUAUGGCAUGCUUCUUACCCAUAUUUUCGCCAAGAGAGAAAUUCUUGAGGUGCGCCGUUCUCGCGUCCGCUUUCUUGACGCGGAGUGCCUUGGGUAUUGUGGCCUUGUAAAGAUUGGAGAGGAGUAUUACAUGAAGAAGGAGUUUCAAAAUAUUGAUGAGGUGACACGAGCGGAGUAUGGUCCUCGGCGUUCCAUGUCAUCUUUGCCUUCCACUUCACGCAUGUUAGUCGAUUUAGACGUUGUGCCCACGCCUUAGGAGGGGGGGGGGGGUGAAUAAGGCGUUUAAAAUAUUUUCAGAGUUUGAUAAAAACGGUGUUGGCAAAUGCGGAAGCAAUAUAUAAAACGUAGAAAUAAAAGCGUAAAUAAAAGGCACACCGAAUUUAUACUGGUUCGGGAAACCCCUACUCCAGUACCUCGAGGCUCCUCCUCAAGGAUUUCCGAAUCCACUAAGUUCCGGCCUCUUGAACUCCGUCAAAGCACCGCACUAGUUUUGGCAAACAACCCUUGCCAAUAGGAUUCACUCCGAGAUUUCACAACGGCUAUCUCGAACCGUUUACAAUGAAGAUUUAACGGCUAU